Molecule: messenger RNA, 3625 nt
Organism: Aphidius gifuensis
Lineage: Eukaryota; Metazoa; Arthropoda; Insecta; Hymenoptera; Braconidae
Gene: scaf
Exons: 7
Coding region: 134-3418 (1094 amino acids)
Biological process (GO): proteolysis
Molecular function (GO): serine-type endopeptidase activity
Source: RefSeq, a predicted model, not a curated record
GGGGGAUACAACAUACCGCUGAAGAUGGUAUAAGAGUAGCCAGGAUAUGGAGGCGUCGCCAGUCAACUAACUUUCUUUAAAGCGAUACAUAUACGUGUUAUUUCACGGGGAACACCAACCAGGUGCUCAAAUAAUGAGGAGAACAACAAUUUUACUGCUUUGUGCAGUUGCAUUUAUCAAUGCAAGUCCAUAUACAAAGAUACCCGAGGCACACAGUCAAACUCAUGCUAAUUUAAAUAUUGGAAAUUAUGAAGAAUCACCAGAAGCUAAUGGUUAUGCAUCAGCAAAUGCUGUAUCAAAUGCAUAUGCAUCAUCAAGUGCAAAUGCUCGUGCUGAAGCUAAUUCUAAUGCUUAUGCUGUAGCAAAUGCUAAUGCACAUGCUGAAGCAAAUGCUCAUGCUGAUGGACAUAUACAUGGUGCUUCUAAAUGCACUAAUGAUGCACAUAAAAAUGAUAAAUAUGAUGAAUUAUCACAAUCUGAAUAUAGAGGUAUUCCACAAGGUUUUCAUUCAGCUCAUUAUCGUCCUGAUAAUAUUGAUGAAUUAUCUAAAAAUGAUCGUGAACAACAUAAUGCUGUCAAGAGUGGUCAUUAUAGUGGAGAAAAUUAUAAACAACAAACAGGAAAUAAUCAAUACUGGUGGAUGGGAAAUAAUAGUCCUUUUGAAUCAAAUAAAAAAACAUCUGUUGUUUGUUCAUCAGCAGGAUGUAAUUCUAAUAAAGGCAAUGCUGUAACACCUGGAUCAAGUCAAAUUGGACAAGUAACUCUUAAUUUACAUGGUAAUCCUUUCCUUCAAGGUGGUGUUUCAUCAUCAUCAGUAUCAUCAUUUAAUUCUGGAUCAUUCCAAACUGGUGUAAUUAAAGAAAAUUACAACAAACAAGAUCACUCAAAAAAUCCAUUUUUAAAUGGUGGCUCAUCAGCAACAGCUGCAGCAUCAGCAAAUACAUAUCCAAAACAACAAAUAUCAUCAACUACUGCCAAGGCUAUUAGUGCUGGUAAUCCAUUCUUUAAUAAUGCAGGUUUUGGAUCAUCACAAGCAACAGCAUCAGCAUCAGCAUCAGCUUCAGCUGCAGCAUCAGCAAAUGCAUAUCCAUCAGAACAAAUAUCAUCAACAACUAUUAAAACAAUUGGUGCUGGUAAUCCAUUCUUUAAUAAUGCCGGUGUUGGAUCAUCACAAGCAUCAGCUGUAGCAACAGCAUCAGCUUCUGCAUCAGCAAAUUCAUUUUCAAAUGGUAAUUCAGCUUCAACAUUUGGUUCAAAUAAUCAAUUUGUAAAUUCAAUUCCACAAGUACCACAAAGUACUGAAUUACCACCAUAUGAAAAUGAUGUACCAAAUAAAAAUUAUGAUCAAUCAUAUGAUAAUUAUGAACAACAAAAUAUACAAAGUGGAUUUGGACUUAAAUUAACAUGCAGUGGACAAGGAAAAAUAUGUGUUGCUAAAAAUUUGUGUAACAAUGGAUAUGUUAGUCAAAAUUUCCAGGGACUAACACAAGUACGAUCUGGCAAUCAACAGUGUGAUGUUAAUCGUGAAGUUUGUUGUAACAUAAAGAAUGAUUAUUCAGUUGUAAAUAAUGAUCAAUCACCAGAAAGUACUGUUUUUGGUAAUGUUAAUUUACCUGGUAACAAUGGAAUAAUUUAUCAUCCAGAUCAAUCAAAUGGAUUAUUUGGUGAUGCUAAUAUUGAUCAAGAUUUUGAUUUUAAUUCUGGUGAUCAUGUAUCAAAAGGUAGUGGAGGUGGAACAUUAAAUGGAUAUUUGCCACCAGAUGGUAAUCCAUCAAAUACUAUUGAAAAUGUUAUAAAACCAAAACCAACAACAACACCACCACCACCACCACCAACAAGAAAACCAAUUGAACCAGCACCAACUCAUCUUGAUCUUGGUGGUUGUGCUGCUGCAUUAUUAUGUGUUGAAUCAAGUUUAUGUGGUAAAGAUGGAGUUAUAAGUUCAACAAGAAUGUCAUUAACUCAAGAACAACUUUUACAAAGAGUUGCACUUAGUAGUUGCACAAUACCAGGACCACCAAAACAGGAUGGAGUUUGUUGUCGUGAUCCAAAUUAUACUGAUCCAUGGCCAACUGGUAAAUUACCAGCAGACUUUGAUGGAACAUAUGAUGAACAAGGUUUCCCAUCCUAUCUCAACAUUCAAAAAAAUCGUCCACCACAAAAGAAGAAUGGAAAUCCUGUCAAGACAUCCUUCACAAGUGUUAUAUCCACAACCCAACAACCACCACGUCAAAUUUAUACAACUCCCCAACCAACCCGUCAAAUUUAUACAACUCCACAACCAACCCGUCAAAUUUAUACAACAUCAGCACCCUUAUACACAACACCACAAAGAAUUGAACAAUCCAAUGUUUAUACAUCACCAAAACCAUUUAUUCAACCAUUUGCACCAUCUGUUGUACCAAUAUUUCAAAAACCACAACAAGUUAUUCCAAAUUAUCCUAUUGCACCAAUACCAUUCAACAAAGUUAUCGUUGAUGAACCAUCAAGCACAAAUGUCAAACUAACAGUCAUUUCACCACAUACACCUGGAACUCAGUGUGGUGUUAAAAAUUCAGUAGUAGAACGACCAGAAUAUUUGAAAGACGAGGAUGUUGCAUUUGGUGAAAUACCUUGGCAAGUAAUGGUUUUAUCACUUCAGAAAAAAUCAAUUUUAUGUGGUGGUGCACUUAUUGCACCAAACGCAGUAUUGACUAGCGCAAGAUGUGUUGAUGGAUACAAACCACAGGAUAUAUCAAUAAAAGUUGGCGAAUGGAAAUUAGGAUAUGAAUUAAAAGAACAAGAACCAUUACCUUUUGAAAUUGUAUUUGUCAAACAAGUUGUAUCACAUCCAGGCUAUCAAUCAGGAUCAGUUGCUUAUGAUGUUGCUGUUUUAUUAUUGGAACAUCCAGUUAAAUUAGAUCGUCAUGUUGAUACAAUAUGUCUAAGUGAAAAGUUACCAACACCAGACAUGAAAUGUAUCUCAACUGGAUGGGGAAAAUUCAUCAUUGAAAACCAUGUUGCUGGUGCAUUGAUGCACUCAAUUGAUGUUGACGUAAUUGGUAAACAAGAAUGUCUGCAACGUCUUGAAGGAGCUGAAUCAAAGAUUGACAUUGAUGACAGCCUUGUAUGUGCAAAAGCCCACAGGCAAAAUAAUAAUAUGUGUCAGGUUGAUCUUGGUAGUCCAUUGGCUUGUGACAGAGGUGAUGGUAAUUAUGCAAUAAUGGGUGUUUACACACAAGAGACUGGAUGUUCACCAAUUGAUCAAGUUACAACAUUUGCAACUAUUGAUUAUGCUUGGAUUAAAUAUGUAUUGGAUAAUCCAACUGAAAUAGAACAACAACAACAACAAACAACAACAGAUGUACCACAAGUCAUUGAAUUAUCAACAUCUGGAAUUAAUAUUUAUCAAGCUCCUCAAUAUCUACCUCCCAAAUAAUUUAUCACGACUGAAUCCAAUUUAAAAUGAUUUUUUUUUUUGCUUUUUUUUUUUUUUUCCCAUAGCAUAAGUGAAAAUUAUAAAUCUUAUCUUUUCAUUAUGUCAUUUUAAUGAUCAAGAUAAAAAGUUUUAAAUCAUUGAUUAAAUGAACCCAUGAAUGUUGUCAGGUUUAUUUUAAUUUAAUUAUUAUUAAGAUUUUAGCAGGAA